AUGAAUGCUGAACCUGGCAAGCGCAAAGGCAAACAAGUGGCUGAUAAGAAGCCCUCAAAGCGGAAAGCCAAACGACGUGAGACAUACUGUGUUUAUAUCUACAAGGUGCUUAAACAGGUGCACCCAGACACUGGAAUCUCAAGUAAAGCCAUGAGCAUCAUGAACUCCUUUGUAAAUGAUGUGUUUGAGCGUAUUGCAAGUGAGGCUUCUCGUCUUGCCCAAUAUAACAAGCGAUCCACAAUUACCAGUCGUGAAGUCCAGACAGCCGUCCGUCUUCUGCUCCCCGGAGAGCUGGCUAAACAUGCUGUAUCAGAGGGCACCAAGGCAGUCACAAAGUACACCAGCAGCAAGUAAACAUGCUGUGCCAAUCAACCUUGGUAUCUGUAUGUAAAUGUCUCAAGGCAAAGCACCCACAGUGCAUCUGUGCUCCUAUAAAGCCCUGGGGGCAACAUAUCACUUACUGUUAUA
This is a messenger RNA of Pelobates fuscus (common spadefoot toad), 468 nucleotides long. RefSeq names its product late histone H2B.L4-like. The transcript is spliced from 2 exons. Gene Ontology annotation, molecular function: structural constituent of chromatin; DNA binding; protein heterodimerization activity. Gene Ontology annotation, cellular component: nucleosome. NCBI's taxonomy places the organism in Eukaryota, Metazoa, Chordata, Amphibia, Anura, Pelobatidae. Bases 1 to 354 code for a protein of 117 amino acids. The record is from RefSeq and is a predicted model, not a curated record.